CAGGCUUUGUGGUAAAAUCGCGAGAAAAAUCGAGUCAGGACACACCAUAUACUCAUGGCCAUUAGCACCAUUACUAAUUAUGUGAAAAUGAAUAAUUAAUUGGUUGAUAAUUGCCGGGUUGAUUGCAUGCAAUGUAAACACCGAAAAUUUGUCGCAAAAUCGCAUACGGUCAACAAACGAGUUUUCAAAUGUGCUCAUUUACAAAUCGAUUUCAACUCAAUUUUGGGAUUCGGUAACGGAGUGUUCAAAUAAACGAAACGAAUCAACAUAUCAAACUAAUUGCAGUCGAAUUUAAAUAACGUUCAAUUAAAAGCAUGGUUCGCAAAGUCAAACCCAUAAUCACACCAUAUAUGCAUGUGUAAAGUGUGUGUUAGUGCUUAGCGAGGGCGGAAGAGAGAAAAAGCAGAAAAAGAGAGAGAGAGAGAGAGAAAAAAGGCUUCGAUUCGACAUCAAUCAAUUAAUUGGAAGCCCAAACGAGAACGGAGGACCAGCCAAGGCAAGUCAGCCAUCCGGCCGAAGAUGGACCAGCGUAAUCUAACACUGCCAACGCCAGCCGCAACAACAAUUAUGUCCUCGUCAUCCGCAGCAGCAGCGGCAGCAGCGGCUGUGAUGGCGGGCUUGGGAGUCGGAACUGCGGGAGGACCGACAACAUCUGCGCUGGCUGGUUCCACAAUAGCAUUAGCAACAGCAACAACACCGUCAACGGAUGCAGCAGCAACAACAACGCCAGCCACAUUUUUUACCUACAGCAUACCAGGCAUGGACAUAGCGCCAGGACCAUUUAUAUUCACCUACGUUAGUGAAUUUUUAUCGCUUAUCACGCCCGAGGAAUUGCCGCUGGAUUCCAUACGCGAUGUAUUACACAAAAAUACCAGCCUGCUGGACUUUGCCUCCAAUGCCAUUAAAAUCGAGUCCGGCUUCAUUGCCCUGAUGAGCGUGUUCGCCAUCCUGGCCCUGGUGCCCCUGAUCGCCACCUGUGCCUGGUGCUGUGGCCGUAGCUCCACCCAGGACGAGCUGGACCACAUACGGCAUGCCCCCUGCCACAUUCGCGACGAAUCGCUGGAGGAGAGUUUGCGGUGUCGCAAGAGCGCCGGACUGGUCACUCUGUGGAUUGUUUUCAUUCUGCUAACACUGAGCGACUUCAGCAUAUUCUACGCCAACAGUCGCCUGUCCGCCGGCAUCGAGAUGACGCCCGAGAUGGUCAAGUCAGCGGUGCACGACGUGGAGGUCUUCCUGAAGGACACGCAUCUGCAAAUCAAACACAAACUGGAUAAUGGCUUUCACGUUUCCGUGGAGCGGGUCGUCAAGGAUCUGGAAGACGUGGAUGUUCUCCUUGGCGAGCCGAUUCAAGCGGAAAUAUCCGCACACACUGGCCUUGAGCUGGCCUAUGAUUCACUGACGACACUUAGCCUGGCGAACGCGGAGCUCAUCUACCGCGUGCUCAUGCUGCAGGAGACGGUGGGCAGGGCACUGAAGCUGUCCCAGGAGGCGUCCGCCAGGAUGGAGGAGCUGCAGAUCCAGCUGUCCGUGCUGCAGCGCCAGUGCACGUACCGCGACCGCCCGCUCUGCGACACGUUGCGUAUACGCAGCUUUGAGGAGAACGGCGUCGUCGACGCCCUGAAAACUCUGCAAGAGGACCAGAGCAUCUUCCGUAUGCGCUACUUGGGCGAAAUUGAAUUCGGUGCCACUGUCAAAAAUCUGACAUCGGAAGUUGGCGUGUCACGUUCCAUUUUCAGCAAUUUCCCGCAACAAGUUAAACAUGACACGGCAUAUGAGCGGAACUAUACGUUGGAACAGUUGGCCAGUAUUCGGCACCGGACGACAGCCAACGCCCAGCAGCUGACCUCGACGGUGAACGGACUGCUCCGACGACUGGAGGGCACCUGGUCCUCGCUGCAGCCCGCCUACAGCCAGCUGAAGGAGUGGGCGGAUGCCUACUGGAGUGUGGGUUGGAUCGCCGGCACGGUUAUUGUCUGGGUGAUGCUCUUCAUGCUGAUGUCCUACUGCUGUUUCCUCUGCGAAUCGAAUGCCAAGUCCGGUGUGGUCUUCUUCAUCGCCGUAAUGCUGAUCUGUCUGGCCAGCAUUUGUCUCACCUUCUAUGGGGUAUUUUCCCUGGCCGUGGGCGGCAAUGCCGAAGUCUUCGUCUGCCGAUCUCUAUAUGAUGAGGAUUACAGUAUGCUGGGCAAGCUGCUGGAUAAGCCGGGUUACGCAUACGCCCAGGAGCCACAGAACGGCAUCAUCGGGGAGCUACUGCGUCCCGCCGGAGUCAAUCGGUCGGUGGUCAAUGUGGGUCUCGGCCAGGCCCUCAGAGGCUGCGAGCAAAAUCAAGCAUCGUACAAUGUCUUUCAAUUGGAUGCAUUCGUGAAUACCAGCAAAAUAGCCGACCUGAGGCAGUUCCCCAAAGUGUCCACGGCCAUCGAUGCGAUAUCCGUGUCCGGGCGAACGCUCCUCUCGCUCACGCAAUCCGUCCAGAACAUUUUGGAGAACAUGCUGCAGACGUCCUCGUUCAAUUUGACCACGUACCGCAGCAGUGUGGGUGCGCCCACGCCCGAAAAGGAUUUGGCCACGUUCAUUGAUCAGAUGCAGCGGGUGGCCUUGCAGAUUCAGGAUGUGGCCACGUCCUCGCGCAUGACCACUCUGGGCAGCCGCUCCAAACGGCUGCAGGCCUCCAUUCUCCAGCCGCUGGAGAACCUCCAGAACGAGAUACUGUACCACCUGACCGCCCUCGAACUGCAGCGGGAUCCGUGGGCCAAGCAGGUCAACCAGACGCUCAACCACCUGAAGAGCAUCCAGAGCUACCUGGAGAACAAGGCCGGCGAGAUAUGCCACAAUAUGACGCGAGCGUACACAGAUCGGCUGAAGGCAUAUUUGACCACGAGUCGCGCCACCAUGGAGUCCCAACUGGGCGACACCACCACCAAGUGCCGACCCUUCUACGACACCUUCGAUGCCAGUCGCACCUUCAUCUGUCGCAACAUGGUGGACUUCAUCAACGGCCUGACCUUCUUCAUCUUCCUCACGCUGCUCCUCUGGGCAAUUGGCACUCCAGUUGGCCUAAAUCUGAUCACUGUCCAAACGCGUCUGAAUGUGAUGCAGGCCGCUCAUUCGCGGAGGAGGAGCGAUCGGAGUCCGGAUCAGGAGCAGCGGAGCGAAAGUCGCGGACGAAAGAAGCAGCGGACGAGCAGUGCGGGGGCCAGCGGGCGGAGCGGCACGAGGGAGCAGAGCCGGGAACGCAGCACUAGCAGCGCGACGAGACCAAAGCCACCACUAAGACGCACUGCCACUGAAGAAACGCUGGACCUGGCCGACGAGGACUCCACCCCAUCGAGGCAACAGCAGCAACAGCAACAGCCACAGCGUCGUCAGGAGCAGAGCCAGCGGGAAAUGGACAGGGAGCGGGUUCGGGAGCGGGAUCAGAGGAGUCGGGAGCGGGAAGUGAGCCGGGGCCGUGACAUUUCCGCCAUAAAUACGCCGGUGCGCAGCCGCAGUCGCCAGCAGCUGCGCCACGAUCCCGAAGAUGACAAUUGGGGCUCAUCCAGCGGACCCAGUAGGGCCAACUCCCAUGAGCGAGAUCGCGAGUCCAGUCAGUCUAGAAAGAUUCUGAACAUUUGGCAGUCACGAAAUAAGAUCAAGACGCCACUUCGACGGCAAGGCACUGAGGAGUUCGACUUUGAUGAUGGCCAAGAGGAGAGAGGGUGGCAGAGCCAGAGCCAGAGCCAGAGUUUAAAUCAAAAUCUGAUACAGAUUCAGAACCAUUCCCAUAACCAGUCCAGUGUCAGUCCAGAGCAACGACCCGAUCCGCGCAGCCAGCGCUCCAAUCUCCGUACUAAGCCCAAGUUACGUAGUACCAAUGCGGAUAGAGCUAGCAGUGAAACGGUCCGGCGCCCCAUUACACCCGUGCUCAGCGUGAACCCGGACAUUCCGGCCGCCAUUCCGAUGCCCAGGACGCCGAUGCGUCUCAAGAGCAAGGUCUCGCUGACCGCCCGAGCCGUCCAGGACAUUGUCAACAAGCGGAAUCAGCGCCUCCAACGCACCGGCACCGAUGAAUUCGACUUGGAUGAAAGCGAUGCCUACGGUGCUGGAGGCCAUUUGGAUGCGGACGUUGCGGCCGCCCGACGCACGCCGCCCAGGGGCGCUCCUCCGCCCCCUCCUCCGCCAGCGGCCGGCUUGAACAGUGAUCGCACGGUGCGCUGGAACAAGGACGAAACCGAGGACUUUGAGUUCGAGGAUGUCGACGCGCCGAACAGUCCCAUGUACUUGAACCACAAUCUGCAUUGAACCCAUCGAAACUAUCGAAACCAUCACGAAUAUGGCACUUUGUUUUGUAUUUCGCGUUUAGCACUCCCUAGGUUUAAGUCAACUGUAGCCAUAGUGUCGAUCCAGUGUGUUCUGGCCACUUGACAAGCGUAA
Messenger RNA from Drosophila elegans, 4410 nucleotides. RefSeq lists its product as uncharacterized. NCBI's taxonomy places the organism in Eukaryota, Metazoa, Arthropoda, Insecta, Diptera, Drosophilidae. Bases 520 to 4278 code for a protein of 1252 amino acids. Gene Ontology annotation, cellular component: membrane. The record is from RefSeq and is a predicted model, not a curated record. The transcript has 19 exons.